CCCCAGGCCCGGCUCACCGCAAACGCUAGCGCUGCUCACCCAAGUGGCAUUACAGAUGCUGCUGCUCGGCGUGGCACGGUGCAUCGCGAGGCAUAGCUGGGAGCAUCCCGAAGGUUAGCUGCUUUGGUGGUGCUUAUAAUCACACAUGUAGCUUUAGGUACCACGGUUGCGUUGCCCUGCCCUUCGUCGGCGAUCGACUGGUUCUAUCGCUAAGGGCCAUGUCCACUGAUUCUGACAAGACGGUUAAGGACGUUCUUCUCAUUAAUGCUGCCAUUUCUUCUCUGUUCGCCGUAGGCAUGGCAACGGCCUUUUCGGCCGGCAUGUAUGUUCAGGAGAGGCUGACCGCCGCGCAGCAGGCGACCGCGAACGAGACAGCGGAGCGCGUCAAGGCGGACGCGCAGGAGGCAGCAAAGCGCGCCCAGCUCGAGGCGCGCACGGAGCGCCGCUUCGUCGACAUGCUCGUGCAUUCCGACUACGAAGGAUGGCGAACGCACCUCGGCGAGCGGCUCACAGCGAGCGGCAAGGAGCGGCUGACGGAGAGCGAGGACAAGUGAGACGCCGCCAGGAAUGUUGGAGGCGCGCGGCCUAUCCCUCCCGCUGCGCCGCAAGCGUGUGUGCCUGGUGGCAUCCAGCUGCGUGCACGCCUGCUUGCGUGUGGCGGCCGCAGACUGCAACGUGCUGCUGGGUGGAGGCGGCAGCGGCUGCCGGCGAGCUUAUGUGGCAGCAGCUGGAGACGGAGCCCUUUGGCGGCAGCUGCAGCAGUUAGGCCGGUCUUGGGGCUAGAGCAGGGUGUGGGGGCUGGGGCGGGGGUGGCGGCAUAAGGACUCGGUCAGAUUAUGUUUUCGGACUGAAUCUUCGCAAUUAUUAAACAAAAGUAGUUUUCCAACGAAUGUGGAUCCACUUGCGGAGGCUGCACACUGAGCAGGUAAACGUUCUGGACAGUUUUGUUGUAGAUCGUGCCAUGGCUACCCGGGCACAUCAGGCCCAAGUGCCCCGUGCGCCACGCAGACUAGACGGCCGGCGUCUUCCGCUCUGACAUUCGCUUGCCGCAGCAACAGCGUGCCAUUGUUUGGAGCAUAGAGAGCUUGGGUAGAUGGCACAUUGUGGUUGUACAAGAGCCCACAGAGGCUGUGAGAGUUGGUACAUCAACAGGGCAUGUUGUUUGGCACAAUGUGGGCACCAUGCUCUUCUAGAAACGACUGAUGCAUUCGUCGGUGCUGGUGCAAGGAGGGUAAAUGCAUGUACUGACAUGUGGUAACGGUCCAACGGACUCACGGCAUCACUGUCGGGCUUCCACGCAUUCGGGUAUCGGUCGGUGCGUACAGAUGGGCGCAGGGGCCAAGGUCCUCGCCAUCAGGGUGUGUGCAUGUUGACGUGCUGGUUGCCUGGAUCUGCCCUCUGCAAUCUGCAUGCGCCCGUCCUUCAGCGGGUAUGCAAAUGCCUUGCGCGACAAGAUAUCUACAGCCAGGAAGCACCGGUACACGCCGCCAUUGCUCUUUUUGUAUCGUGGCAUUGUCUGUGCACUCUGUAAAAUGUCUGGCCG
Chlamydomonas reinhardtii is the source of this 1543-nucleotide messenger RNA. RefSeq lists its product as uncharacterized. The transcript is spliced from 2 exons. NCBI's taxonomy places the organism in Eukaryota, Viridiplantae, Chlorophyta, Chlorophyceae, Chlamydomonadales, Chlamydomonadaceae. The record is from RefSeq and is a predicted model, not a curated record. Bases 321 to 554 code for a protein of 77 amino acids.